Molecule: messenger RNA, 5615 nt
Organism: Poeciliopsis prolifica (blackstripe livebearer)
Lineage: Eukaryota; Metazoa; Chordata; Actinopteri; Cyprinodontiformes; Poeciliidae
Exons: 2
Coding region: 1110-3494 (794 amino acids)
Source: RefSeq, a predicted model, not a curated record
AUGGUCUGCAGCAGUUUGUGGAGAUUAAGCAUCAAGUCAAAUUGAGCACAAUUUCAGCAGUGACAAACUACGUUUCUAACAUCUCCUUUUUUCAAAAGUACCAUGGCAAAAUAUAUGGGACCACACAGGAACACUCGGUACUCAAAAGGACAUUCUGUUUUUGCAGGAUUUAUAUCCAAGUCUGUCUGCAUGCAGAAUGCCAACAUUCAACAGGAAGAAACUAUAUGAGGUCAAAGGAACUCUGAAAAAAACUUCUAAAGAGUGGAAAUCAGAAAUAAAACAAGUUGUCAUGUCUCAGAUUUCCUCAAAUUCAUACAGAGAGGGAAGAGCCGCCCUGGUGAUCUGUGAAACUAUCAACACAGCCAAAGAAAUCUAUGAAGAACUGAAAAGCAGCAUUAAAGGUGAAAUCAUCCUCUACAGUCGAAGUGACAAAGAAAGUUUGAGCAAAAUCGACAAGGAGCUGGAGCCUGGGGAUGUUAUUGUUGCCACAAACCUUGCUGGUCGUGGCACUGACAUUAAAGUGUCCAAAAAGGUGAACAAUAAUGGAGGAUUAUUUGUCAUCCUCUCCUUCCUCUCUGAAAACACUAGAGUAGAACUCCAGGCUUUUGGUCGAACAGCACGCAAAGGGAAACCUGGCUCUGCUCAGAUCAUUGCAUGCACUGAACACCUGCAGCACGACUUCAGGUCAGCUACGUCUCUGGAGGAAGCCAAGAUCACGAGGGACAGACUUGCAGCAGAAAAGAUAAGUUCCAUGAUGGAUGACGUUUCUGAGAUGAAUUUGCGUGAGGACCUGUUUUCUGAGUACUGUGAGACUCUUCAUGAUAUUUACAAGAAAACAGAUGGAGAUGAUAGAAAAGUUAUUGUUGCCAUCAUGAAUGAGUUCUGGGAAUCUGGCUGCAAAUUAAAUCAGAAGACAUUGAGCAGCGGAAGAAGAGUGAACUUCAGCAAAGUCUAAAGAAGGAUUUAUCUGUGGCAAGGCAAGAGUCUUCAUCUCAAACUUCCCCAUGUUCAAGCAUUUAUCACUACAUCAAUUUUGGAAACAUUGCUUUGCAUGAUGGUAAAUGGGACCUUGGUGCCAAACUGUUUGAAAAAGCCAUGACAAAAGAUGAAUGUUGGGCAGCCAUUGCUUUUUACAAUCAUGCAUACUGUACCAUAAAGGAGAGGAAACCGAUUACCUGGACAAGGCUAUAGAAGAUCUAAGAAAGGCACAGGAGUCAUUAAAGUAUCUCAAUGAGGAAUGCAUGAUCUGUUUGCAAUUUGUAAAAAUGUCUUCUAUAGACACAGCAAACUCUGACCCGACCCCUCUUGAUAAACAGUUAACUACCAAGUGUAACAUGUAUGACCUUUUUGGUAAAAACAUCGAUGAAGCCAUCGAAAAACUUGAUGAAAUCCAAAAAAAGGGUAGAGAUGCCUUAGCCAAAAAAUCUUCAGUUUUUUCUUUCAUUUCACUCGCUGAUGAAGCUCUCCAAGAAGAAGCCUACAUCCUCUACAAUCGAGGUCUGAAAUAUGUGUUUGCUGUUGAGGAGAAGCCCCGUUUCUGCUGGGAGGGUCUGCUGGUUUUCUGUUUAGGAAUUUUGCAGAUUAUUGGAGGAACUUUACUCACUGCAUUUACAGUUGGUACCUUGGCUCAAAUUGGAAUUGGUCUCAUUUCAGAAGGACUAUCUGACUGCACUGAAGGUAUUACAGCCAUGAUAAAAGGAGAGUUCAGCUGGAAAGAAUGGGGUAUUGGAAAAGCCAUUUCCAUCGGUGUUUCCAUCUUAUCAUUUGGAGUUGGAAAAAUAAUUUCAAAGGGAUUCAAGGCUGCCAAGGCAGCAAUCAAAGCCAUAGGUAAAAAACUGAAGCCAUUGCCAAAGUUUCUCUCCAAUCAGGCUAAAAAUGGUUUAAGCACUGUCACAAAGACAAACAUGAAAAAUGCUCUAAAACUUACAGCAAAGAAAAUUGUGGAGAAAGCAGCAUCCUAUGGACUUGGAAAAGCAGAGGAGAAAUUACUUGAACAAAUACUAAAAGGAAUUAAAAAUGAAGUGACGAAGGGAAUUACUGAAAAAGUAAAAUCCAAAUUGGAAGAAGAGCCAUUAGUGAACUCCAUUAUUCUUUCACAUGUUGAGGACAGAGAACAACUUUGUGAUCUACUUAACAAUGAAGAGAAAAGGAAGAAACUGCAGGACAUUUUUGUUAAGUAUAGCAAUACUUCCAUAGAACCAUUGAGACCAGACCUGAGGUGGGAGGACAAGUUUAAUUCAUCUCUUACAGAAAUAUUGGACUCAGCUGUAGAUGAGGCUAAGAAAGCUAUAAAGGUAGCUAAACUUAACAAUGAUUCAGCUAGAAAAUGUUCUCUGAAGAAAACAAACCUAGUUCUCAAAGCAAUUCAAGUAACCCACUAUGCUGCACUUGCAGCAGAUGCCAUCCACACAGUGUCUACCAUGUUAGGAAAGUUCUUUUCAAAUUUUGAAAAAGAAUUGGAUAUAUAUAAAAAGGAAGUUUUGUUUUCAGAGAAACAAAACUCCCUUCAAUCAAGAAUAUUUAACUUUUUCAAUAAAAAGAUUACAUUAACUGAUCUUACUUCAUCAGACACUGAGCUGCUGAGCGCUUUCAAACAGGACUUGGCUGAAACCAUCAGUGGUCUUUUGGCUGAUGCUUUGGUGGAAGUGUUUCACCAGAAGUUUUCCAGUCAUAUGGUUUCUAUUGCUCACAAGAAAGUAAACCAAUUUAUCAGCUCAACUUUAAACACUGACAGAACAAACGCAAAACUUACCGCUGGGCAGAACAACAGUUACAUUGCUCAUAUGCCAUUGGAUCCAGGUUCCACACGUUCAGCAAAUCCUUGUAAUCACUCAAAUUUGCACGCUGUCAAAAUCAAGAACCCAGAGACACCAGGUACAAUUUUUGAUGUCAGAGUCCUAUCAGAGGCCACUGCCACAAAAGUUAUUAUUCAUGUAGAGAACAAACAUGGACAACUCACCAAAUUACAGGAGAUAAUUCCAGGUAGCAAAGCUACCAUUGACACUGUGGCACUGAUCUACAGACCAAGGAGUACAAACCACCCAAAUGGCCACUACGAUGUUCUUAUCAACAACAAGAUAAUAACCAUAGACAGCAAAGACAAAAGUUCCCUGUUUCAUGCUUUUGCCCGAGGCAACAAACCAGAUGCCAAUGAAACAACAAUUUCUUCAGAGGCAGUCCGCCUCAGAUCUGUGGAGGCCGACACACUCCUCAAAAACCCAAGCCAAUGGGAGCCUUUUGCCAAGCGGAAAAAGUGGAUGGAAAAGAUCAGAGGAGGAGAUUGGUACAUGGCAGAGGCAGAUGGGCCAGAAAGAAAGAUAGAAGAAAAUAGAUCACUUCUAAGGAAAGCGGUUGAUAGGUUAACAAAAAAGAAAUCACCUUCACAAGAAUCUUCCACUGAUGUAGAUGAACCAACAGAUCUACAAGAUCUGGAAGAUUUGCUACAUUUUGAAGAUCAUCUAUAUUUCGAAGAUCUAGUAGAAUAUCUAUUCUAGUAGAUCCAAAGCCACAGAUCUUUAGCGUACUGUGAGAACACAAGCAUGCUGGUUCAAAAGAUGAACAAAAAUUUUGGCAUUCUUCAGCUGAUCAUCAUUCAUGCAAUGCAUAUAUAAAUUCCUUUUUGUCUUUAGUUUGAUUAUUUUUUUAUUAAGGAAAGUCUAAAACAUUGUGUUUUUUGCUUCAUGCAUAUGUAGUUUUUUUAAUCCGUCUUUGUAACAUGCUUUUAACAUAUUUCACAUUUUGUGGAUUUUAGUAACACGAGUUUCAAAUGUGUCUAAAAUAUAUGUAAAAUAUUUAUUUUAUUUCUGUCAAUUUAGUGAAGGGUUUCCUUAUUUCUAUUAUUUUCAAUCUAUAACAAAAUAUUACUAAAGAAAUAUUCUUACCUUUUUCUCUUUUGAAAAAAAGAAAAAUGUCAAAUGUAAAAUUUAUAUCAAGAUUUCACUUAAUUUUACAAAAUAUGUUACGCAUGUAUGUAUGUUUAACUUAUAUUGCAAUAAUGGGCAUUUUCAUAUUCUAUGUUUUCAGUAUAAUCUAAAUGAAAUAAUCAAAUAUAAAUUAGUCCUUACAGCAGGGAGGCAUGUCUUGUUCUCCAGGAGACAAAAUAAAAAAAAAUUAUUAAUUUUUUUCCUUGAAAGUGUAGAAGUCAAAACUGGAUCCUUUGUUUUAAUGAUUCAGAUUAUCUUUCUCCUUUCUUGAAUUUGUAAUGGGUAUCCAGCAUGUGGAAACUGUAUUUUUAUUUUUUAUUUUACUAAUGAAAGUAACUUUGCAAGAACAAGGGAACAUCUCAGUCCAGGUCCACUGUAGGGACUGGCUUUGCACGUGCCUUGGAACAGUUUCUUUUACUGUUCAUGUCGAUUCCUAUACUUUUUUUCCUUUUUUUUAAUUUAAAAUAGAUUUUGUUGUUUUAAAUUACACAAAGAAGGAAGUUGUGUUUUUUGCUUAGAAAACAUACACCGCAACUGUGAGAAUGCAACUUGUGAAACUUAUUUAAUAAGUUGAGAACAUGGAAAGAUAUCAAUCCAAUCAUAAAAAAAGUGACACAGAUUUGUUGUUUGUCUUCAUUUUGCUAAAUAUGCUAAAGUCUCAGUACUCUUUGUAAUCCAUUUUGUUUCUUUUUUGUCUAAACAUCUCCAUCAAAUGUUCAGAUUUAUUUUUUUGACCAGUUUACAGAAUGUUUUGAGUGUUUUGUUUUUUUAUGCUAAGGUAAUAACAUUAAAUCACUUAUAUUUCAGUUCGGGUACUAUAAUGGAAAUAUAUUUUCAUUUUGAUUGUCAUUGUUUCAUUGUGAAAUUUCAAAGCUUGUUUUACUGAAUUUAAGAAAACAUUUAAUACCUUUAGGAUAAAACUAAAUAAUACUUAUGGAUAUUAUUCUUUGGAGACCAUAAUUUACACAUUUAAUAAAUAAUAAAAAUUGAUGAAAGGAUUAAAAAAUCUCUACGAAAGAAGCAGAGUUUUAUAUCUUACCUAGAAUGAUAAAGUCACAUUUAAACUCACAUAUAUUGCUUAUGAAGCCAAAAUUUAAAAAUUGCAUGAUGGGGGUUUUACAUAUUUUAUUAAAAACCUUUUUCUUUGUGCAUCUUUUUUAUGUUUGUUGGAUAAAUUGUGAGGUUAUUGAUCAAAUAUUUGUUAUUCUCAUGUAUCUUUAUAAUGUAUAUUAUAAAGAUACAUGCUUAUAUGCUUUUAUUGUUUAAUUUCAUCUUAGAGUUAAGGAUGUUUCUGUAUUGUUGAAUUACUCUGAUUCCUUUCUCAGAAGGCCUCACUGAAGAAAAGCAGUGACAACAGAUUUCUGCAGGGUUAUCUCUCGGCGGGAAGCAAAACCUCUUUGACCGGCUCGAUUGCUAUAAAACUAUGACAAUUUGUAUUCAGGUCACAUAGUGAAGAUGUACAACUUGCUGUUUAACCCUGUAUCUUUAACGAGACUAUCAAGUGCAAGAUACCUUGUGUUUUAGUUAGUGAUUGUCAUUGGCGCUGUAGCUUUGUGAUGAAGUGUUUUCCCCUCCCUUUAGAGUUACAGCGUUCUUUGUGAUUAGGGAUCCUAAAAACAAUAAAAAGAAAGGAGCAGGCAAAUGUGGUUUCAGAGUGGGAGGCGAUUGUAACUAAAAGCACAUCACUGUCUG